Messenger RNA from Seminavis robusta, 2195 nucleotides. The record is from the annotation of a GenBank genome assembly. NCBI's taxonomy places the organism in Eukaryota, Bacillariophyta, Bacillariophyceae, Naviculales, Naviculaceae.
CAAGAAUGGUCUCCCAAAAGAUGAAGCCAACGGCUGCUUCACGUUGUCGUUGAGUUGAUGGAUGCACGGAUGCUGAUCGAUGCCUUGUUGCAUGAUGGACAUGCAUGCAGGUAGGCUCCGAAGGCGCAGUUUUUUCUGAAGCAUUGACCGACCAUGAAUGCGCGAAGGCUCGUUACCUGUUUGUAUGCAUCCACGCUCUUCCUCAGUCCAGGGAGUAUCGUGGCUCAGCCGUACGAGGAUCCUUCCGAGGGUACCGCCAUGCUGGACUUUGUUCAAUGUCGAUUGGAUGCAGUGGAGAGCAGGACACGCAAUGUUCAGUACAGCUCUUUCACAGAUUCCUACGUUGAAGUGAGUCCGAUUUACGACUUUAUAGGAGGUCCAUUCGACGAUGACUACAUCAAUGAUAAUCCAAUAGUCCCCGUGAAAAUCUGCUGGUGCGCACACUAUUUCAACCGAAAUGAUGCCUAUUGUCCCCUGGACUUUAAUGCUUGCAGAGUGGAAGGUGCCCACGGGCCCGUUAUCUGUUUCAACGAAUUGGAAGGAGGAUCAUUUGUUCGAGGCUUCUUUUUCAUCUGCGUUUUCUGGUUUGUUGCACUGGUCUACGCCUUCUUUUGCUCGGAUCAGGGCAAUGCCGCUCGAGCCUUUAUCAUGCGCAAGCUUUGCUAUCGAAUCCUGGGCCAUUCCAACGAACGUGACCUGCUUCGAAGGCACAUCGAAAGCAUGAUACAGAGGGAUCCAGAAAGAGCCACGUGGGUGCUACGGAGUGCCUUUCUGAGACAGCAAAACCGGCAGAGAGCACGGAGCAACUUUAUGACAUGGUGGAACGGCAGAAACCAGAGAGCAGAGCAAGACGCUGGCAGAAGAACUAAUGAUAAUGACAACAAUGACACUGAGCCUUCAGAAUGGCAGCAAAGAAUGGAACUAAAAGUCAAAAAGUACAUGGGAUCAGAAAGAACGACAAGUGCAAACACCGACUCAAACCGUGGCGAUGCAUCGGAAGACGACAUAGAGGCGGACGAAUCUCAAUCUGUGACCUUGUCCCUUGCUGAAGCAUCCCAAUUCUUGAGUAGCGCAUUGUCAUUGAACCUUGACGGCGGAGAAACUGUGGACAAUGCUGUCAAUUGCGCGAUUUGUCUAUGCCCCCUCCACAUUGGAGAUCGAGUUUGUGAUAUACCUUGUGGACACCUCUAUUGCGUAGAGUGUCUCAAAGAUUGGCUCAAGAGGAAGAAUCAUUGUCCACUGUGCAACCGAGGCGGCCUUGCUACUCCUAUCAAGACAACCACAGCGACAAGUGAAGAAGAGGAUACCACCAGUCUUCCAGAUGACACAGACCAACAAGAUGUCGAGGGAGGCGAUGUUUCCGGGCAUGGAAGCACCGAAGCUAGCAGCAGCAAUGCGGGGCUUAUUGUGUCGUUGCCGGAUGGACCACCUGAAAAUUAGCUAGUUGGGAAAUUCAAUCUUCCUUCGACACUUCACAAGCGAGCGACUAGCAGGGGCGGCCGCGGGAAAACAGGGUGAGCCUUUCUUCCACUAAGUUAGUUGUGUUUGCAAACUAAUCAUGCUACUACUAAGAGGCAUGCUAACAGGAACGAAGAUGGACUAUUUUCCUGAGUGGAAGCAGAACAGCAGCUGUUCGGCUGCUGCAUUGUGGGGGUAGGUUGUCAUUAGUAGUUCCGUAACCACGUCAUCUUGUUAUUGAUUACCACAAAAGGACCGAGCCAAUCCUAUUCGUUUGUCCUGCAAGUCAUAGAGCACAUCGUAAUGGUACAUCGCAUUGGCACCCAGGACUGCUCCUUUGGGCUCUUCGCAAUAGACUCGCAUGGUUAGCUUGCGAGAUCCCGCCCAUCGUUUGACUUCCUCUUCUAGCGUGGUGGCAUUGAGAUCCCGUGGCACACCAUCCAUGUAGGAAGACGGUGGGAUGACGAUUGUCGUGUUUGGGUGAAAUACCAUUCUAAUAUCAGGCAUGCUCCGAAACUGCCCAUACGUGUAUACUCGAGUUUCUUGCAUGCUCAAGCCAGUAGCAGCUCUCCAUGCCUUGCCCAGUCCUCUGUGGGCUUGCUUUGGUAGAAAGGUAUCGGUAGUGCCACUAUCCAACAAUACGCCCUUGCCAGCUCGGAAGGCCAACAAUGUGGCUCGUCGAGCGAUCCUUUCCUUGUCAUUUGUGGCAUCUUCAGCACACGUGAUACAAAAGUCGC